This is a messenger RNA of Beauveria bassiana ARSEF 2860, 2322 nucleotides long. Its product is annotated as YSIRK family gram-positive signal peptide. The coding region runs from base 1 to 2322 and encodes 773 amino acids. The transcript has 2 exons. The record is from RefSeq and is a predicted model, not a curated record. Lineage: Eukaryota; Fungi; Ascomycota; Sordariomycetes; Hypocreales; Cordycipitaceae.
AUGGCGCCCUUUUGCUCAGAUCCGCGGCAGAUUGUCAUUGCCCUGGAGCCCCGUCGACGAAUCGAGCUGCUCAAGCUUGUGGACGACAUCAUCUUUUCCAUGACCGCGCAGCUCCAGUCCAAGCCGGAGGAGCUGGGGUCAGUAUCCGUGGAAUCAAGUAUACACGGAGGGAGUGGCACACCGCAAAACGAAAAGACAUUCGAUAGCCCUUCCCCGACUGGUGAUGCCAACAAAACCGAAACUUCCAGCGAAUCCAUCACAUUAUUUGAUGCGGAAGACACGGAGUUUGGCAAUGCUGCCCCGGCCAAUGGAAGUAAGAAGAAGUUUAGUCCGUCGAAUCCGUUCAAGAAUGUCAAGGUCGGUGUGCCGUGGAAGAACAACCCCAGCGCCCCGAGCAAGACGACAAAACGGGCCGAAGAGGUGCAGAGCGCCGCGCGUCAGUACAUGGAGGAAUGGGAGCACGAGUUUGUACCCAAGCUCGAGGAAAUUGUGCGCGUCAAGGACAAUGACAAGAUUACUGCCGAGCGCAAGAUACGACGCCAGGCUGUGCAGAUGAAUGAAGAGAACGAGCGCGCCGAGAGCAAGCGUCGCGCCGGCUCGGACGAGGCCCGAGACGAAGAGGCGGCGUUUGCCGUGAUGCAGACGCUCUACCCGCCCAUACCGACGUCGCUGACCGAGCUCUCGGUGCACGACCGCCGCGAGGCUAUCAGCUGCGUCCUGCUGCUGUUGCUCUCCACGGGCAAGUACUCGGCGCACUCGCGCGCCCUCAUGCUGACCCUGACGUCGUCGCUCGACAUCCCGCACGCGUUCCUCAACAACGAAGAGGCGGCCAUUGCGGAGUCGCUGAUUGAGCAGUCGACGGCGGACAAGGGGAAAAAGGAGGCCAUGUCGGCCGACGCCGAGGCCGCCAAGCGUCAGCAGGACAACAAAUUUGGUCGAUACUGGAAGGUUGGCCUCGCGUCCGUCGCGGGUGCCACGCUGAUUGGCGUCACGGGCGGGCUGGCGGCGCCGCUAGUUGCAGGCGCGGUGGGAAGUAUCCUCGGCGGUGUUGGGUUGGGAGGUGUAGCAAGCUUUCUCGGCAUCUUCUGGAUGAAUGGUGCCCUUGUCGGCGCUCUCUUUGGCGCCUAUGGAGCCAAGAUGACGGGUUCUAUGAUGGACAAGUACGCUAAAGAGGUCGAAGAUUUCAAAUUCAUUCCGCUCCACGAGCCGCCCGAAGCCACGGACCGCACCCCCAGCGCCAAGGGCCGCCGUCUGCGCGUCACGCUCGGCAUCAACGGCUGGCUUAACUCGGAAGACGACAUCACCAAGCCGUGGGAGGCGCUGCCGGCCGACUCGGAGGUCUUUGCCCUGCGCUACGAGAUGCAGACGCUGCUCGCGCUGGGCACCGCGCUGGGGGACCUUGUGCAAUCGUUUGCGUGGAAGGCUGUCAAGGCGGAGAUUAUCAAGCGCACCGUGCUCGCGACGCUCUGGGCGGCUUUGUGGCCAAUUCAGGUAUUUGCUGUCGCCUCCAACGUCGACAACCCCUUCAACCACGCGUCGAAUCGCUCCAAAAAGGCCGGCCGGCUGCUCGCCGACGCGCUCAUCAACAGGGUCCAGGGCGAGCGGCCCGUCACCCUGAUCGGCUACUCGCUCGGCGCUGCCGCCAUCCACGCCUGCCUGCAGGAGCUCGCCGCGCGCCGCGCCUUUGGUCUCAUCGACACCGUGGUCCUCAUGGGCGCGCCCGCGCCCUCGGACCCCGCCCACUGGCGCACGCUUCGCGCAGUCGUCUCCGGCGCCAUCUUCAACGCCUACUCGGAGAACGACAUGAUUCUCGGCUACGUCCACCGCAUGCACAGCCUCUCCCUCGGCGUCGCAGGCCUGCAGCCUAUCCGCGGCGUCGCCGGCGUCGAGAACCUCGACCUCAGCGACCGCGUCAGCGGCCACCUGCGCUACCCGCACCUCAUCGGCGGCAUUCUGCGCCGGUGCGGUUUCGCGGGCGUUAGGGUCGACGAGCCGAUUGAAAAGGACGACGUCAUUCUCCUCAAGGACGAGUACGCCGCCGGGCACGCGGUCAACGUGGACGGCACCACUAUUGCGCCCGCCGGAGACGAAAAGGCGGGUGAUGCCAAGGGAGAUGUGGAAAAGGUGGCCUCGCAGACGGAGAGGCUACAGCUAGGUAUAAAGGAGCAAGAGGUACUGCCGCCGCCGCCGCCGAGGCCGAGUCACAAGGCCGGCGAGGAGGAGCCGCCCAAGAUGCGUAGAAAACCAGUACCGGCGCCGUCGCCGUCCAAAUCACAGGACGACGACGAUGCUAAGCCAAUUAGCAUGAUGGACCUUGAGUAG